Molecule: messenger RNA, 2070 nt
Organism: Piliocolobus tephrosceles (Ugandan red Colobus)
Lineage: Eukaryota; Metazoa; Chordata; Mammalia; Primates; Cercopithecidae
Gene: DRAXIN
Product: dorsal inhibitory axon guidance protein
Exons: 7
Coding region: 137-1186 (349 amino acids)
Biological process (GO): forebrain development; axon guidance; negative regulation of canonical Wnt signaling pathway
Cellular component (GO): extracellular region
Source: RefSeq, a predicted model, not a curated record
CACAUCCUCCGGCUGCCCGCGCACCUCUCCACGCCGUCCGGGUUCCGCCGCUUGCCCUCGGCUGCGCUCGGCUCCAGCGGCCGCUCGGCCCCGAGCCACUCCGCCCCCUCCCCGCCGGCCGGACAGGGAGGAGCCAAUGGCUGGACCUGCCAUCCACACCGCCCCCAUGCUGUUCCUCAUCCUCCUGUUGCCCUUGGAGCUGAGCCUGGCAGGCGCCCUUGCACCUGGGACCCCUGCUCGGAACCUCCCUGAGAAUCACAUCGACCUCCCAGGCCCAGCGCUGUGGACACCUCAGGCCAGCCACCACCGCCGGCGGGGCCCAGGCAAGAAGGAAUGGGGCCCAGGCCUGCCCGGCCACGCCCAGGAUGGGGCUGUGGUCACUGCCACCAGGCAGGCCUCCAGGCUGCCAGAGGCGGAAGGGCCGCUGCCUGAGCAGAGUCCUGCAGGCCUGCUGCAGGACAAGGACCUGCUUCUGGGGUUGGCAGUGCCCUACCCUGAGAAGGAGAACCGACCUCCAGGUUGGGAGAGGGCCAGGAAACGCAGCAGGGAGCACAAGAGACGCAGGGACAGGCUGAGGCUGCACCGAGGCCGAGCCUUGGUCCGAGGUCCCAGCUCCCUGAUGAAGAAGGCGGAGCUCUCUGAAGCCCAGGCACUGGACGCAGCUGUGGAGGAAUCCUCCACCAGCCUGGCCCCCACCAUGUUCUUCCUCACCACCUUUGAGGCAGCACCUGCCACAGAAGAGUCCCUGAUCCUGCCUAUCACCUCCCUACAGCCCCAGCAGGCACAGCCCAGGCCUGAUGGGGAGGUGAUGCCCACGCUGGACAUGGCCUUGUUCGACUGGACCGAUUAUGAAGACUUAAAACCUGAUGGCUGGCCCUCUGCAAAGAAGAAAGAGAAACACCGGGGUAGACUCUCCAGUGAUGGUAACGAAACAUCACCAGCCGAAGGGGAACCAUGCGACCAUCACCAAGACUGCCUGCCAGGGACUUGCUGCGACCUGCGGGAGCAUCUCUGCACACCCCACAACCGAGGCCUCAACAACAAAUGCUUCGAUGACUGCAUGUGUGUGGAAGGGCUGCGCUGCUAUGCCAAAUUCCACCGGAACCGCAGGGUUACACGGAGGAAAGGGCGCUGCGUGGAGCCCGAGACGGCCAACGGCGACCAGGGAUCCUUCAUCAACGUCUAGCGGCCCCGCGAGACUGGGGACUGAGCCCGGGAGGUUUGCACAAGCCGGGCGAUUUGUCUAUAACUAGCAGUGGGAGAUCAAGUGGGGGAACAGAUGGCUGAGGCUGCAGGCUCAGGCCCAGUACACUCGACCCCAGGAGGGGAGCCGCUCGACGAAUGAGCUGGGUGGGUCCCCAGGAGCCGGUCCGCAGUACCUGCACACCCACAGCCCUGUCCCACGCAGCCUCCAUCCCGCGUGUCUUGCUCUCCGCGAUGGCAAUGCCGAGAGUGCCCUCUACUGUCCGACUCCAGCACUGCAACAGCUUCAAGUUCAAAACCAAGAGGCGUUUUUGAGAGUGGAAAAGAAAUGUAAACUUCCCGAAAGAAAGUCCACCGGCAGGAGAUGAAUAUGGAUACCAGGCACUGUGCUAAGUGCUGGAAUACAUUAUCUCACUGAAUUAUCACAACGACCUUUUCAAGUAGGCAUUAUCACCAUGUGACAGGUUGAGGACCCUGAGGCACGCUGGAGUUUUUAACCUGACUUGCCAGGGUCAAUGCUCCUCAAACCUGAACAUGCUAAGAGUCACCUGGAGGUCCAGUUAAAAAUGUACAUCUGGCUGGGCGCGGCGGCUCACGCUUGUAAUCCCAGCACUUUGGGAGGCCAAGGCAAGUGGAUCACCUGAGGUCAGGAGUUCCAGACCAACCAGGCCAACAUGGGGAAACUCUGUCUCUAUUUAAAAUACAAAAGUUAGGCCAGGCGCGGUGGCACAAGCCUAUCAUCCCAGCUACUUGGAGGCUGAGGCACCAGAAUCGCUUGAACUUGGGAGGCAGAGGUUGCAGUGAGCAGAGAUCGUGCCACUGCACUCCAGCUUGGGGGACAAGAGUGAAACUCCAUCUCAAAAAAAA